Lucilia sericata (common green bottle fly) is the source of this 1353-nucleotide messenger RNA. RefSeq names its product O-acyltransferase like protein-like. The transcript is spliced from 4 exons. Bases 1 to 957 code for a protein of 318 amino acids. Gene Ontology annotation, molecular function: acyltransferase activity, transferring groups other than amino-acyl groups. Lineage: Eukaryota; Metazoa; Arthropoda; Insecta; Diptera; Calliphoridae. The record is from RefSeq and is a predicted model, not a curated record.
AUGGCCUCGCCACAAUUAAGUGCCGAGAUACUUGGUCCCCUUUAUCUUGUGGUAAUGGCUGUGGUGGAUCUCCUAUUCGUCUACAUUAGCAAAGUGUCAGUUUAUCAUAUCAACGAAAGAUUUGAUGAAAACUGUGCUAAUUAUUGGUGGCGUAAUAUAUUAUUUAUACAAAAUUUAUUUGAUCACAAAGAUAUGUGUCUUAACUGGACCUGGUCGUUGGCAUGUGAAAUGCAGUACUUUGUAAUUGCCACCAUUUUGUUAUUUACCUAUGCCAAACAUCCCAAAUUGGCCAAGACUUUAACUAUUGGCUGCUUUAUUGCCAACAUGGUAUGGUCCUUCCGUAUUGGCUUAAACAUCAAUUUCCAAUUAUCAUUUGACACUUUCUUUGCCACCGGCACUGAAAUUUACAUUAGUCCAUUUGUGCGUGUAUUGCCUUAUAUAAUGGGAGCUGUGGCUGGUUGGUAUUUCUUAGAGCAUAAGAAGCGUGAAUUCGAUUUAAGUGAAUUCCAAGAGAAAUGCUUGUGGAAUUUGUCAUUGUUGACAUUCUUCAUUUGCAUUUAUUCGACCGUUAAACGUGACAUGUCCUACAUAAUGGCCAUAUCCUUGUUUGUGUUGGGUCGUUUGCUGUUUUCAUUGAGCAUUUGUUGGAUGAUUAUUGGCAGUGCUACUGGACGCAGUACCUGUUGGUCUAGAUUUUUGGAAGCCAAACCUUUUCAACAUUUGAAUAGACUUUCAUAUGGGAUUUAUCUAUUAAAUCCAUUUGUGAUUGCGCUAUUUUUCGGUUUAACCAGUGUCAGUACUCAUGCUGAUCCAUUUAUGUUGUGCGUUCUUUGCUCCGGUUUCUCCGUCAUCACUUACUUAGCCUCUAUUGUCUUCUCUUUGGCCUUUGAGAUGCCCUUCUGCAACUGGUCUUCGCUGAUAUUGAGACGCACGAGUCCCAAAGUCAAAAAUGCCUAAUUAAGAUGCUCUUUUUUUAAAUAUAAUUUUUAAGUUUUGGAAUAAUUACAUUUAUAAAUUCUAUUUUAUACUUUUGAACUGCACCCCAGUGCACUCUGUUUUAUAUGCAUAUUGUGAUCAUUAAUCCAUUCAAUCUCCAACGAGUAUCUUAUAUACGACAUAAAUUGUGUAAUUAAUGUAAUUUUAUAAUAAUAUUUUAUUUGUAAUUAUUUUAUUCGUUUUAGUUUCCUAAGUCAUUAAUUUUAAGUUUAUCUAUAUAUAUUUCCCUUCAAAAGGAAACAAAAAACCCCGAUAAUUUAAUUUAACCCAUCUUGUGAAUAAUUGUAUAUAGAAAAAAAUUUAAGAUAUUUGCCCAGGGAUUAUAACCAUUGUAUAUUAGUUAGAAUUAAAUUCAAU